This is a messenger RNA of Leptonychotes weddellii (Weddell seal), 2675 nucleotides long. NCBI's taxonomy places the organism in Eukaryota, Metazoa, Chordata, Mammalia, Carnivora, Phocidae. The record is from RefSeq and is a predicted model, not a curated record.
AUGGGUGAAGGACCUGACAAGUGCCACCCGCUUUUCUCCCACAGGUUUGAGAAGAUGGUCAGUGGCAUGUACUUGGGAGAGCUGGUGCGACUGAUCCUGGUCAAGAUGGCCAAGGAGAGCCUCUUAUUUGAAGGGCGGAUCACCCCGGAGCUGCUCACCCGGGGGAAGUUCAAGACCAGCGAUGUGUCAGCCAUUGAGAAGAAUAAGGAAGGCCUCCACAAUGCCAAAGAAAUCCUGACCCGCCUGGGAGUGGAGCCAUCCGAUGACGACUGUAUUUCAGUCCAGCACGUGUGUACCAUUGUCUCAUUUCGCUCUGCCAACCUGGUGGCUGCAACGCUGGGCGCCAUCUUGAACCGCCUUCGAGAUAACAAGGGCACACCCAGGCUGCGGACCACGGUUGGUGUCGACGGGUCUCUUUACAAGACGCACCCACAGUUUUCCCGGCGUUUCCACAAGACUCUGAGGCGCUUGGUGCCCGACUCCGAUGUGCGUUUCCUCCUCUCGGAGAGCGGCAGCGGCAAGGGGGCUGCCAUGGUCACCGCGGUGGCCUACCGCCUGGCCGAGCAGCACCGACAGAUCGAGGAGACCCUGGCCCACUUCCGCCUCACCAAGGACAUGUUGCUGGAGGUGAAGAAGAGAAUGCGGGCUGAGAUGGAUAUGGGCCUGAGGAAGCAGACGCACGAGAAGGCCGUGGUCAAGAUGCUGCCCUCCUUUGUCCGGAGCACUCCAGAUGGGACCGAGCAUGGUGACUUCUUGGCUCUUGAUCUUGGAGGAACAAAUUUCCGUGUCCUGCUGGUGAAAAUCCGCAGUGGGAAAAAGAGAACAGUGGAAAUGCACAACAAGAUCUAUGCCAUUCCCAUUGAAAUCAUGCAGGGCACCGGGGAAGAGCUAUUUGACCACAUCGUCUCCUGCAUCUCUGACUUCCUGGACUACAUGGGGAUCAAAGGCCCCAAAAUGCCUCUGGGCUUCACGUUCUCAUUCCCCUGCAAGCAGACAAGCCUGGAUGCGGGAAUCUUGAUCACCUGGACAAAGGGUUUUAAGGCAACCGACUGCGUGGGGCACGAUGUAGCAACAUUACUAAGGGAAGCAAUAAAAAGGAGAGAGGAAUUUGACCUGGACGUGGUGGCUGUGGUCAAUGACACGGUGGGCACCAUGAUGACCUGUGCUUACGAGGAGCCUACCUGCGAGGUUGGACUCAUCGUAGGGACCGGAAGCAAUGCCUGCUACAUGGAAGAAAUGAAGAAUGUCGAGAUGCUGGAGGGGAAUGACGGGCGCAUGUGCAUCAACAUGGAGUGGGGUGCCUUUGGGGACAACGGGUGUCUAGAUGAUAUCAGAACAAUCUAUGACAGACUGGUGGAUGAAUAUUCUCUAAACGCUGGGAAGCAAAGGUUUGAGAAGAUGAUUAGCGGUAUGUACCUGGGUGAGAUCGUCCGCAACAUCUUGAUCGACUUCACCAAGAAGGGGUUCCUCUUCCGAGGGCAGAUCUCUGAGACACUGAAGACCCGGGGCAUCUUUCAGACCAAAUAUCUUUCCCAGAUUGAGAGUGACCGGUUAGCGCUGCUCCAGGUGCGGGCCAUCCUGCAGCAGCUGGGCCUGAACAGCACCUGUGACGAUAGCAUCCUGGUCAAGACCGUGUGCGGGGUGGUGUCCAAGAGGGCUGCGCAGCUGUGCGGUGCGGGCAUGGCCGCCGUGGUGGACAAGAUCCGCGAGAACAGAGGGCUGGACCACCUCAACGUGACUGUGGGCGUGGAUGGAACACUCUACAAGCUUCAUCCGCACUUCUCUGGAAUCAUGUACCAAACCGUGAAGGAACUGUCCCCAAAAUGUAACGUGUCCUUCCUCCUGUCCGAAGACGGUAGCGGCAAGGGGGCUGCCCUCAUCACGGCAGUGGGCGUCCGGCUCCGGGAAGAGAUGAGCAGCUAAGGGUACUGGCCCCCCGGCCUGCUGCCCCUCCAGCACGUCUCUCUUCGGGCGGCCACCCCCGUCCCUCCCAGCGAGCUGGGCCGGGAGCCGCCGGCGCCAGAGCCCACCUCCGCCGCAGCGGGAGGGGCCGCAAGCCAACUACCGGCGCAUAACGUAGGGUACAAAAUAGAGCGUGUGCUGUUGAUAAUCUCUCCCCACUCCGGCCCCUCCUCACCUGCCCUGCCACUCUGCAUGAUCCGAUUUCAACCUGGUCGUCCGCUCCCCACGUGUGAAGUGUAGUGGCGCCCAUUUCCAGUUUCUGCAUUCGUCCGACAGAGUUAUUUAUUGGCCCAAGAUGAAAAGUCACGCCAUCUGACAGGCCUUAGGGGCCUCCGCAGCCCGUCCUUGGGGACCCCUCCCCCAUGUGAAAUGUAUUAUCACCAGCAGACACUGCCGGGACUCCUCCUCCCAGGGGCAUCUUAGUGGCUUCCUCCCGUCCCAGCCCCCACUGCUGUCUGGCGUCCCGAGGUUCCCAUCGAGACGUGUCCGUGCCACUGAAUCGUGUGUCCGUGGAACUGGUCAGAGCCACGUUGUGACAGUCUUGCCUUCUGUCUGUCUUGGGGGUGGGGGGAGGUGGGCAGUUCUGUGGGAAAAUGUCUUGUCUCCAUUUGGGUAAAAGGAACGAAACCAACAAACAGUGCCCUCGUUGGAAUUCCCCAUUGCUUUUGUGAGCCACGUUGUAUGACCUAGUAAACUUUGUACCAAUUCAAAGA